AUGGCUGACAGGAGCCUCAUCGAGGGCGCCGAGCGCUGCCCGCGCCGGGACGACGCUCCGGAGUGGGGCUACGAGGAAGGGGUCGAGUGGGGGCUGAUCUUCCCGGACGCCAACGGGGAGUACCAGUCGCCGAUUAACCUGAACUCGAGAGAAGCGAAGUACGACCCGGCGCUGCUGGAGGUGCGUUUGUCGCCCAACUACGUGGUGUGUCGCGACUGCGAGGUGAUCAACGAUGGGCAUUCGAUUCAGAUCGUCCUGAAGUCGAAGUCAGUGUUAGUAGGUGGGCCAUUACCUCGUGGACAUGAAUUUGAACUACACGAUGUUCGAUUUCACUGGGGGAGAGAAAACCAGCGUGGUUCUGAACACACGGUUAAUUUUAAAGCCUUUCCCAUGGAGCUUCAUCUAAUGCACUGGAACUCCACACUGUACAGCAGCAUUGAUGAGGCAGUAGGGAAGAAGCACGGCAUAGCUAUUGUUGCUUUGUUUGUGCAGAUAGGGAAAGAACAUGCAGGCCUAAAGGCUGUAACUGAAAUUCUCCAGGACAUCCAGUACAAGGGAAAGUCCAAAACAAUACCCUGUUUUAAUCCCAACUCGUUAUUGCCAGAUCCUCUACUACGUGACUAUUGGGUGUAUGAGGGCUCCCUAACCAUUCCACCCUGCAGUGAAGGUGUCACCUGGAUACUAUUUCGCUAUCCUUUGACUGUGUCCCAAGUGCAGAUAGAAGAAUUUCGUAGAUUGAGGACACAUGUUAAAGGUGCAGAACUUUUAGAGGGCUGUGAUGGAAUCUUAGGAGAUAACUUUCGACCAACUCAGCCACUUAGCGACAGAGUCAUCAGGGCUGCAUUCCAGUAGCAGAAGAGAAGAAAAAACAAAAAUAAAUCAUUAUUCAGAGAGGAGGAAGACAAUGCUCCCACAGUGCCCUUGGAUGAGAAAUGGAAACUUUCGAGACUGCUGCUUCAGUCGAACCACAAAGCCUGUAUUGUUUGCCUUCAUCUAAUUCAGCCUUGAUAGACAGCUGUGACAGUUGGUCUGUCCACACGGUCCAGUGAAAUUCUGGGAAUGGGUCUGUACAUUAAAAGAAAAAAACACAUCAGAUCUUCCAAUUCACACUGUUACCUAUUUUAAAACAGUAAUUAUCAGUACUUAUGUAGUAUCUUUAGUAUAGCAUUCAGUAAUGGUCUGUAAUCCAAAUAGUAAUAGUUUUAAGC
This is a messenger RNA of Rhea pennata, 1208 nucleotides long. RefSeq names its product carbonic anhydrase 8 (gene CA8). Bases 1 to 852 code for a protein of 283 amino acids. The transcript is spliced from 9 exons. Lineage: Eukaryota; Metazoa; Chordata; Aves; Rheiformes; Rheidae. The record is from RefSeq and is a predicted model, not a curated record. Gene Ontology annotation, molecular function: zinc ion binding; carbonate dehydratase activity.